Molecule: messenger RNA, 4650 nt
Organism: Archocentrus centrarchus (flier cichlid)
Lineage: Eukaryota; Metazoa; Chordata; Actinopteri; Cichliformes; Cichlidae
Product: flotillin-2a
Exons: 11
Coding region: 121-1419 (432 amino acids)
Biological process (GO): regulation of myoblast differentiation; protein localization to plasma membrane
Cellular component (GO): flotillin complex; cytoplasmic vesicle; plasma membrane
Molecular function (GO): protease binding
Source: RefSeq, a predicted model, not a curated record
CAUCGGUAGGGGCGUGCAGAAAACAUUUCAGAGUUAGUAGAGGAAAAAAGAUCGUUGAGAACCAGCUCAAUUUUUGUAUUCGUCGAAGAGGUGUGGAUACACGUUUUUUGUGCUGCUAAAAUGGGAAACUGUCACACCGUUGGACCGAACGAGGCCCUGGUGGUUUCAGGUGGCUGCUGUGGCUCAGAUCAGAAGACGUAUGUCGUAGGAGGCUGGGCUUGGGGCUGGUGGCUCAUCUCUGACAUCCAGAGAAUGUCUCUGGAGGUUAUGACCAUCCUCUGUCGCUGUGAGAAUAUCGAAACCUCGGAGGGUGUACCCCUGGAUGUGACAGGGGUGGCUCAGGUGAAAGUGAUGACUGAGAAGGAACUGCUGGGUUAUGCCUGUGAACAGUUCCUGGGAAAAUCGGUCACGGAGAUCAAGAGUGUCAUCCUGCAGACCCUAGAGGGUCACCUGCGUGCUAUCCUCGGCACCCUAACUGUUGAGCAGAUUUACCAAGACAGAGACAAAUUUGCCUCCCUGGUACGAGAGGUGGCAGCACCUGAUGUUGGCCGCAUGGGUAUCGAGAUCCUCAGCUUCACCAUCAAGGAUGUAUAUGAUAAAGUGGACUAUCUGAGCUCACUGGGCAAAACUCAGACAGCUGCAGUACAGAGGGAUGCAGACAUUGGAGUGGCAGAGGCAGAGAGAGAUGCGGGCAUCAGAGAAGCUGAGUGUAAGAAAGAAAUGAUGGAUGUCAAGUUCAUCGCAGACACCAAAAUGGCCGACUCCAAAAGAGAGCUGGAGAUGCAGAAAGCUUCAUUCAACCAGGAAGUGAACACAAAGAAAGCCGAGGCUCAGCUGGCGUACGAGCUGCAAGCGGCCAAAGAGCAGCAGAAGAUCCGUCUGGAGGAGAUAGAAAUUGAGGUGGUGCAGAGGAAGAAGCAGAUCAAAAUUGAGGAAAAGGAGAUUGAACGCACUGAAAAGGAGCUCAUUGCCACUGUGAAAAGACCUGCUGAGGCAGAAGCCUACAAGAUGCAGCAGCUGGCUGAAGGCCAGAAGAUGAAGAAGGUGCUGACAGCACAGGCAGAGGCUGAGAAGAUCCGCUGUAUCGGUGAGGCAGAGGCUGCCUCCAUUGAAGCUGUGGGGAAGGCGGAGGCUGAGAAGAUGAGGCUGAAGGCUGAAGCUUACCAGCAGUACGGCGAUGCUGCCAAGACUGCACUAGUCCUGGAGGCUCUACCCAAGAUUGCUGGUAAAGUGGCUGCGCCUCUGUCCAAGACCAAUGAGAUUGUCAUCCUGAGUGGAGAAGGCAGCCGUGUGACUGGAGAGGUGAACCGUCUAUUGGCUGAACUCCCCGUCUCUGUCAACGCCCUCACUGGGGUGGAUCUCACCAAGAUACCUCUGCUCCAGAAGAUGACCACCCCGCAGAGCCAAGCAGCCUUCUGAUGAACCAGGCCUGAGACUCGUUAUUCUCAAUCAUUUGCUGUGUAUCUGCCUCAAGCAUGAAGUUUGUUCAGCCUGUGACCCCUUAUGCAACUGCCUUUGACCAGAAACACUUGACACCAAACAAGAGGUUUUUAUAUUUUUUAGAGGUUUUUAAUUUUCUAUGGAAAAAAAAAUGGGGCCUUACCUCUGAAAGAUCAGACUGUGUGUAUCUUCUAUUGUUUUGCGUUUAAACGUUCACCCUUAAUGUUCUACACUAGUUAGCCAGGAUUAUAUGCUGGAGUCCUUUUCAGUCCUACUAGUCAUCCACUGUGGAUACAUUCUUAGACAGAUAAGUCCAGACACAAAGUAGGUGAGGGAAAUACAGACACAAAGGACAAAUCAGAAUAUUGUACUCCUCUCCAGAGCUGUCUAGAUAUCUGCCUGGAGUUCAAGCAUAUGUUCCUGUCUGAUGUUUUGACAUUUAUUCACUGUUGGAAAUGGAGCAGUGUGUGCCAGCUCCUGCAUCUUCAUUAGUCAUUCAGUGCUCAGUCCCCGUUUAGCUUGCAGUAGACUGAACAGAGCAUGUAAUGUCCUCUUUGCUUUUAAACACACUUCUUAAAAAUUAGCAUGUUAGACUGAUAGGCCAUUGUUGCACUCACUGAUUAUAUAUGUUGUGUUAUCUGUGAUAUUUCAAUCACUUGUAUUAGAGUCCUUACCUCACAGUGUGUUAUGUUGUCUGUCUUCUUUCCCUGAUGUGCAGUGCCUGUUCACCACUCAAGUGCCCAAACCUGAGGACAGUGGUUUGGCUUUAGUUGGGUUUCUGUCUGACUGUAUCACAGUUCUAGAUGGACGAUGUUUACGAAUCGUUCCCUACAUAUACUGACAGUAGUGUUCCCGCUUCUCUUUUGUGCUGUGUUUGGACAUGUGAGCAUAAAACAAAGCCAUACUUAGGAAUGAUUACCCUGAUAGAGACCCUGAAUGCCUGCCAAGGCUACUGAACAUUUCUGUAUUACCUCAAAUGGCACAUGGUGGACAUACAGGGUCUGAGCUUUGCAUCAUCUGAGGUGGGGGAACAAAAAAAAAAAGGGAUCACAAAAUGAACUGUUAGUUCUGCUAUUUCCCAGAUGUCACUUCUGUGAUUGUGUUUGUAGCUUGAAAGAGAAACGCCACACUGAUGAGAGAGAAGCAUCAUCGCCCUGGGCUCUGUGGGUUGGAAGCCGCCAGUACAGCCACACCCUGUCUGUGAUGACAAAGCAGGAAUUUAAUGUUACAGUCGGUCACAAGUUGGAAAACUAAGCACGUGAUUUGGUUGUAAACACUGUACACAGUGUUUGUGCUCAGGUGGUCCUCAGUUUGACAAAAGCAAAGUGAAGUUCACGUUAGGAGUUGAGCAGCUGGACCUGUAGCUGUUUCUGCUGCAACAUGUGAAUGAAAGUAAAGCAUAAAUUAUCACGAUAGAUGUCUACUGUAGUCUAAUACUGUGUGAUAGAAAAUAAAACAUUUCUUUGAAUAUGUUCUGGAUUUGGGAUGUUCUGCGUAGCCUCGUGAUAAACAGUUCAAAGGCUUCGUCCUCGCUUGUAGAAGGUUAUACACAUUCAUAUAAAUGACUGUUUUUAAUUUCCCUCAACAUUCAUUCACCUUUAUGCACAAGUUAGUGUUCAAACUAAUGGUUCACUAGCAUGAGCUGUGAUGUGGACUUAAGGUUUCAGCCUGUAGAGGGCAGCAUCUGUGAAGGAUUUAAGCCUUUUUUUUUUUUGUUACAUGUCCAAAAUCCAAAUGUCAUAUUUUUUUAUCAUCCUUCUCUGCUUUUCCAAACAAGCUUAUUGCGCACAGCUGGCCUGCCCACUUUUGAAUUAAUUUUAUGCCUCUGAUUAAACAUAUUGUGAACAUUCAUCAACCACUUCUACAAGUAUGUUUAAUUCUUUUAAUUUUGUUUUUUCUUGUCAGUGAUUGUUUGUGGUUAUCGUAGUGAUACUGUGUCUCUGCUUGUGGCUUCUUUGUUCUGUGUAGAUUUGAUCUUGUUCCUUUUUUUUUUUUUUUCCACAUUGUCAAAGUUCCUUCUGUUUCUAAUGUGUUGUAUUAGUGCCCUAAACACAGCUCUUGUGAACCUGUUAGAUGCUUAAUGUUCUUUACUGUGAGAUGGCCAGUAACUGAUUAGAGCCAGCUGUUAACUGGCAUGAGUCAUUCAGAUGAUAAUGGAUUUACUGUCCCAGUUUCAAACUGGAGAGCAGUUUUCACUGCAGUGUGGAUGAGUGAGAGUCAGACAGACAUAUUAAUUCAGCUGCACAGCAGAUGACUGACAGUUUUCAUCAGCAUGACAGUCAUACUGUUGGUCAUAUAGCUAAAUGUGUCUGAGCAUGUUGAAAACUUCCUGAAUUUCACCAAAAGUAAAAGAAUCUCUUUUGUUACGUCUGCCUAGAUCAUCGUGUAACUGAGGUGUUACAUGCUGUUGCUGUUCAAAGUCAUAUCAUUUUAACAUUCACCAACUGGCCCAUUUCUGUCUGACCAGGACUAACGUACGUGUGUGUGUGUGUGUGUGUGUGUGUGUGUGUGUGUGUGUGUGUGUGUGUGUGUGUGUGUGUGUGUGUGAGAGAGAGACUUGACAAGAUGAAGUCUGUAGAAGUAAUUUCAUUGAAAUGUCUGAACAAAAUGCUUAACAACUUCUUAUACUUUGCAAUGCUCCUUUUAUUUAGAGACAAGAAUUAUGUACACAGUGCCUUUGUUAAAUAAAGUUAGUCUACUUAAAUGUGCAUCGUUGACUGUUAUACACUUGGAAGUACUGCGGGGAUGAUUGUGCGAACUGUAUUGUCCCUGUACUUUGUCAUCUGUCCUAAUAUUGUAUAAUGGAACACACACAUAUGUAUUUAGAUGAUAAAUGAAGCUUCCUUUGUAACCUGGACCUCUUGAAGGUCAUUCGUUAUUUUGGCCAUUGUAUUUGUGCCAAAGAAUACGAUACCUACAUUUGCAUUGUCUUAUCAACAUAGUGGCAACUUCUGAGUAGCAUUUGAGAGGAGAAUGACCAAACAUGAUAGACCUACGCCUUAGCUCCUGUCCUCACCUGAAACCCAUCCAUCUGUUGCCAUAGAGGUGAUGUGUAGCUUCUAUAAAAAUUAUAUUGUAAGUUUAUCUUGUGACUUCUCAUGUAACACUGGCCUUUGUUAAAAUGCAUCCAGUGUGGCAUUUUAAGCAUGUGUUCAUGUUAUUCUGUGUUGUGCACCACCCUCUAAAUAAAUGUUUACCACUUCCUGUUGA